AUGUACAGGCAUGAGAUUGUGAGAACUGUGAAGAAACCCAAACUAAGCAAACAUAAAGAUCAGAUCUACACUGUCCUCCUUCCCUGGGCGGCAGAGGUGGCCCGUCGGUUUCAUAUCCCGUCGGCUUUUCUCUCCAUCCAGUCUGCUACAACAUUCGCUAUAUAUCGAUGCUUCUUUGACAGUCGAAACGGUUUGUGCAGCAAUGGUGACUAUAGUCAAUCUAUAGAGUCGAUUAUAUUGCAUGAUGAGUUGCCUCCUUUGAGAGCCAUGACUUGCCAUCAUUUCUUUCUCAACUGCUCUAGACGGGAUUAUAUCCAAUGGCUGGACGCUAAGUCAAAUUCCUCCGUGGUCUAUGCAUCCUUCGGAAGCAUGGUCGUUUUAAAUGAAGAUCAGAUAGGAGAGAUCUUCCAAGGUUUACUCGAGACGAAUCGACCAUUCCUGUUAGUGAUUCGGCCAAAUGAUAAUGCCGAAGGAAUCAUUGCUAAUAAGAUGAAGGGUUAUCUUGACGGUCAAGAACAAGGACUGAUAGUGCCUUGGUGUUCACAAGUGGAGGUUCUCAACCACCCCACAGUCGGGUGCUUCGUGACUCAUUGCGGAUGGAACUCGACCCUCGAGAGCCUGGCGAUGUGCGUGCCUAUCGUGGCAUGCCCGCACUUCUCGGAUCAGCUAACGAACGCGAAGAUGGUGGAUGUGGUGUGGAAGAAUGGAAUUAUGGUCAGGGCAAGAGAUGGAGGAGGGCUGGUGGAGAGGAAAGAGAUAAGGAGGUGUGUGGAAGUAGUCAUGGGAGAUGGAGAGAGAGGAGAAGAGAUCCGAAGAAAUGCUUUGAAGUGGAAAGGUUUGGCCAUGGAAGCUGUGAAGGAGGAAGGAGGACCUUCACAUCAUGAUUUAAGAGUUUUCAUGGAUAGAUUUAAAUAAUUGUAUUUAACAAAAUAUAUAAAUGAGUAUUAGUGAAUCUUUUAUUUGUGUAUGAACUUAAGAAUUUGCAUGUAGUUAACAUUUCCGGAUUUUACUGGAAAAAAAUAAUUGUCACAUCGUG
Messenger RNA from Punica granatum (pomegranate), 1036 nucleotides. NCBI's taxonomy places the organism in Eukaryota, Viridiplantae, Streptophyta, Magnoliopsida, Myrtales, Lythraceae. The record is from RefSeq and is a predicted model, not a curated record.